Messenger RNA from Trichomonas vaginalis G3, 1377 nucleotides. Its product is annotated as ankyrin repeat protein family. Gene Ontology annotation, molecular function: protein binding. The record is from RefSeq and is a predicted model, not a curated record. The coding region runs from base 1 to 1377 and encodes 458 amino acids. NCBI's taxonomy places the organism in Eukaryota, Parabasalia, Trichomonadida, Trichomonadidae. The transcript has a single exon.
AUGAGCCUGGAUUUCGAAUACAUUGCUGCUCAUAUCAGCGAUUAUAUUAAUAAUGAAAACUUAUUCAAUACAUUUGAUAUCGAAGCUAUCAAAACAAUCAUGAAAUAUUCACGUUUGACAGCAGAUCAAUAUGUUACUCUUCUGAAACAAUCUUCAUCAACUCUCAAAGCCAAAGAAUUAUAUAUCUGUACACGGAAGGCAAAUGCUCGUAUCCAAAAUCUCGAAGAAGUUGUUUCAAUUCUUAACUCUGUGAAAAGAUACAUGAAAUUCAAUAUAUUUGAUGGUAUUAUAGAUUUUUUAAAACAAAAUGUGCAAGUGAUAAACAAUUCUACGAACAAAACAGAAAUAUUUCAAGAUAAAACCAAAGCGUUUCAAAAUGAAAAUGCAAGUGAAAAUACGACCAAAGAUACAACUAUCAAAGCAACUAAUGAAAAAUACAAUCAUUCACAAGAUAUUUUAACUAAAAUUACAGAACUUAAGGAAUCUAAUGAUUUCGAAACCGUUUACAAAUUCCUUGAUGAACUUUCUUCGAAAGGAAACCAUGACAUGAUUUCAAAAUCAAUCGAAGCAGGACUUUGGCAAAAGAUUGCUCCUAAAAAAUAUGAAUAUGAUCCUGAGAGUAAUGUUCUUCAUUUAGCAAAUGAAAACGGAAAUCUCAGACUUGUUCAAUCACUUAUCGAAUGUGGCUGUGAUAAAGAAGCAAAGAAUAAAUUUGGAUAUACUCCACUCAUUUGUGCAUCAUCUUAUGGUCAACUUGAAGUUGUUAAUUAUCUUAUCUCAGUUGGAGCUGAUAAAGAUGCAAAGAAUAAAUUUGGAUAUACUCCACUCAUUUGUGCAUCAGAAAAUGGUCAUCUUGGCGUUAUUGAAUAUCUUAUCUCAAUUGGAGCUGAUAAAGAAACAAAGAAUGGUUAUGGAUAUACUCCACUCAUUAAGGCAUCAUCUAAUGGUAAACUUGACGUUGUUAAAUAUCUUAUCUCAGUUGGAGCUAAUAAAGAAGCAAAGGAUAAAUAUGGAUAUACUCCACUCCUUUGGGCAUCAGAAAAUGGUAAACUUGAAGUUGUUCAAUAUCUUAUCUCAGUUGGAGCUAAUAAAGAAGCAAAGGAUAAUCUUGGAUAUACUCCACUCAUUUGUGCAUCAAUGCAUGGUCAUCUUGAAGUUGUUCAAUACCUUAUCUCAGUUGGAGCAGAUAAAGAAGCAAAGAAUAAUCUUGGAUAUACUCCGCUCAUUAGGGCAUCAGAAAAUGAUAAACUUGAAGUUGUUCAAUAUCUUAUCUCAGUUGGAGCUAAUAAAGAAGCAAAGAAUAAUGAUGGUAAAACUGCAAUGAUGAUUGCAAAAGGUAAAGUAAGAGAUUACUUAAAAACUAUUUGUGCUAACUAA